Morus notabilis is the source of this 2644-nucleotide messenger RNA. Its product is annotated as DNA mismatch repair protein MLH1. The record is from RefSeq and is a predicted model, not a curated record. Gene Ontology annotation, cellular component: MutLalpha complex. Bases 90 to 2318 code for a protein of 742 amino acids. Gene Ontology annotation, biological process: mismatch repair. Lineage: Eukaryota; Viridiplantae; Streptophyta; Magnoliopsida; Rosales; Moraceae. Gene Ontology annotation, molecular function: ATP hydrolysis activity; mismatched DNA binding; ATP-dependent DNA damage sensor activity. The transcript is spliced from 16 exons.
CUUCUCCCAGAACCAGUUAGAAAAAAAAAAAAAAACAAAAAAAAACAAAGAACACCAGAACUGUAGAUUAGUUCUCGCAAAACCCUUCAAUGGAGGAAGAAGACGAGGCAAUGGUUAUGGAAGUGGAAGAAAUACAAGAAGAAGAAGAGAGAGCACCAAAAGAAAAAGAGCCUCCCAAAAUUCGCCGCCUAGCGGAGUCCGUUGUGAACCGAAUUGCCGCCGGAGAAGUCAUCCAACGCCCCGUCUCCGCCGUCAAGGAGCUCGUCGAGAACAGCCUCGACGCGGGCUCGUCCUCCAUAAACGUCGUCGUUAAGGACGGCGGCCUCAAGCUCAUUCAGGUCUCCGAUGACGGCCACGGAAUCAGAUACGAGGACUUGCCGAUACUAUGCGAGAGGCACACGACGUCGAAGCUGUCUACUUUCGAGGAUUUGCAGUCGAUAAAGUCGAUGGGAUUUCGCGGAGAAGCACUGGCGAGCAUGACCUACGUUGGCCACGUUACGGUUACCACCAUCACCAAAGGGCAAUUGCAUGGUUACAGGGCAUCUUAUAAAGAUGGAGUCUUGGAACACGAGCCCAAGGCCUGUGCUGCUGUAAAAGGAACUCAGAUAAUGGUUGAGAAUCUGUUCUACAAUAUGGCUGCUCGGAGGAAGACACUGCAAAAUUCUGCCGAUGAUUACCCGAAGAUUGUAGACUUGCUAAGCCGUUUUGCCAUUCAUCACACACAUGUUAGUUUCUCUUGUAGAAAGCAUGGAGCUGCAAGAGCUGAUGUCCAUUCUGUUGGUGUGCCAUCGAGAAUUGAUGCUAUUCGGUCAGUUUAUGGGGUGUCAGUAGCUCAAAAUCUGAUGAACAUUGAAGCUUCAGAUGAUGAUCCAUCCAGUUCAAUUUUUAAGAUGGACGGCCUCAUCUCCAAUUUCAACUUUGUUGCAAAGAAAAUAACGAUGGUUCUUUUUAUAAAUGAUAGAUUGGUGGAAUGGACUGCUUUGAAAAGAUCUCUAGAAGUUGUUUAUUCUGCAACAUUGCCUAAAGCAUCAAAACCCUUUAUAUAUAUGUCAAUUACACUGCCAGCAGAGCAUGUUGAUGUUAAUGUUCACCCAACAAAAAGAGAGGUAAGCAUUCUAAAUCAGGAAAUCAUCAUUGAGAAGAUACAGUCAGUGGUUGAGACAAAAUUGAGGAAUUCCAAUGACACUAGGACAUUUCAAGAACAGACAAUUGAGCCAUCUUCUUCUUGUCAAGUGAGUUCACGGAAGGAUUCAGAUCUCAAUCCCUCACCAUCUGGGUCAAAACCAAUGAAGGUUCCAGUGCAUAAAAUGGUCAGAACAGAUUCAUCAGAUCCUACUGGAAGGUUACAUGCCUACAUGCAAGCCAAGCCUCAAAACCAUCUCGAUGGAGGUUCUAGCUUGACUGCAGUUAGGUCAUCUGUUAGACAAAGAAGGAACCCAAAGGAAACUGCAGAUCUUACUAGCAUUCAGGACCUUAUUGAUGAGAUCGAUAGAAAAUGUCAUUCUGGUCUACUGGACAUUGUAAGACACUGCACAUAUAUUGGAAUGGCAGAUGACGUCUUUGUGUUGCUUCAGCAUGACACUCAUCUCUAUCUUGCAAAUGUGGUGCACUUGAGCAAAGAGCUUAUGUAUCAGCAAGUUUUGCGCCGUUUUGCCCAUUUUAAUGCUAUACAACUAAGUGAUCCAGCACCUCUGAAGGAUUUACUUUUGUUGGCACUGAAAGAAGACGAUUUAGAUCCAGAAUACGAGGAGAACGAUGAAUUGAAAGAGAAGAUAGCAGAAAUGAAUACAGAUCUGUUAAAGCAAAAGGCUGAAAUGCUAGAAGAGUAUUUUUGCAUUCAUAUAGACACACAUGGGAAUUUAGCGAGGCUUCCAGUUGUACUUGACCAAUACACACCUGACAUGGACCGUGUCCCUGAAUUUGCACUUUGUUUGGGAAAUGAUGUAAACUGGGAGAAUGAGAAAAAUUGCUUUCAAGAAAUUGCAGCUUCUCUUGGAAACUUCUAUGCUAUGCAUCCUCCUAUGUUGCCCAACCCAUCUGGUGAUGGUUUGAAACUUUAUGAAAAGAAAAGACCUUUCAAGAAUACUGAAGAUAGAGAAUAUACCUCAGGGUAUGAUGCCACAAGGGAGACUGAAAUUGAGCAUGAAUUACUUUCGGAGGCAGAAACUGCGUGGGCCCAGCGUGAAUGGUCAAUCCAGCAUGUCUUGUUUCCAGCAAUGAGACUCUUUCUUAAGCCGCCAACUUCUAUGGCUACAAAUGGAACAUUUGUUCGUGUAGCUUCACUGGAAAAACUCUACAGGAUAUUUGAAAGAUGCUAACACGAAUAGUUCGGGCUUCUCGGUUCAUUCCGUACCUUAUGUUUUGACCUUGGCACAUAACGGUGAUACUAGAUCUGUUCUCUUUUAACUGUCCCUACAAUGAAAUCUUCACUGCUCGUUAAGAUUUACACGGCAGAUGUUAACAGGAGGGUGUAGUUGUAAAUUCUGUACAUUCUUUUCUAGUGAAGUAAAACUUAUUGAAGUUUGUAUUACCAUCGUGUGAUCUUGGCAUUAUUGAAGUAUGCGUGGAUAAAUGGAAUUUGUACAUUGUUUGUUUGUUUGCUUUUAGUAGGAAUACAGAAUAAAGAACAAAUAUACUCCGAACA